Messenger RNA from Penicillium longicatenatum, 183 nucleotides. RefSeq lists its product as uncharacterized. The transcript has a single exon. The coding region runs from base 1 to 183 and encodes 60 amino acids. Lineage: Eukaryota; Fungi; Ascomycota; Eurotiomycetes; Eurotiales; Aspergillaceae. The record is from RefSeq and is a predicted model, not a curated record.
AUGCACCAAAAGCAAACGGGUUGUACUUACGCGCAGCGCGCAGAUUUGGUCGAGAAGCUUCAGGGGCUUCGGAGCACCGAGGGUCUCGAGGGAUGUACCUCAGUACAAAGGAAUAAGCUGGCAGCGCGCGUAGCUGUCACAGAGAGAUAUACUCAGGAGGAACAGAGCGAAACAGCUGGAUGA